CUUUUAAUGUUAACGGGUCGUCCAUCGACGCAGUUGAGUGUAGACUGGGCUAGUGCGGGGCUCCGGCCUGUAUGGAUGAAGUAGAUCACCGGAGCGCGACGAAAAGUAAUUUGUACAAAAAACCGAAUUCAACUCAUUGCGAUUGCCGUGCCGUCCGUGAUGUUUUGUCUGACCGCACAAUAUAUCGGUAGUCAUUGUUGUUAGAGGUUUUUUGUAACGAUUGAAUUAAAUACGCCGGUAAUGUCCCGCGUGCUCGCUACUCGCUGACUCUUACAUCCAAAAGUUUUUAUUAGUGUCGUGUAGACUGUACUGUUAAAUGUUUAGUUAGAAUCAAGAAAAAGUGGAUUCCUCGCAAGAAAUGGGUGUUUUCAAGUGGCUACGCCGGGAACGUCUCACAGUUACCACUGGCCGUGUGAGCCCGGCAUCCAGCGUCGAUGACCCACCGGUUCAAGUGGGCACCAUCAGGACGGAGGAGUACAAGAGAGAUCUGGCCGAAUUCCAAGCGAGACGAUCAAUUGGCAGCAAGGAUGUCCAAGACACACCGAACAAAAAGAAAUGCGGUCGACACUCUCUGCCUGUAUCUUGCACCAAUUGUACCGGUGAUCCGGACGCGACUUUCAAUUACGAAAAGAAAUCGGCUAUGAAAUAUAAGAAGAAAUCACAGAAGCGAACAGGAAGCAUCCAUUCCGAGGAGAAGCUGUACGAAGGUGCCCCCAACAUUCACUUUCUAUUUCAGAACCAAGUUUUCAUGCCGGGGAAUAUGUUCGCGUCUUAUUCCGAGCCUCGCAAGCAGCGUAAGCAUCGUCAGAGAUCGCCAGAUUUUCUAGUGCAGAAACAAAUAGACUUCAAGGACGACCAACCCUUGACGCCGCCGCUGUUUUAUAAGGACAGUUCGUUACCAUUUGACACUAAAAACUUUUUAGAGUUAUCGAGGAGCGAUGACGAAUUAGACGGUGUGAAAACUGGUGACGCGAAGAAGUCCAGCGAGGGUUCUGGCAGCCAUAAGAACGACAGCUGUGACGUCAAACUGUGGGAGGUUAUGAGCGAAUUGAAACAUUUUGACAAAUGGGCCGAUGAACAGUUACAGGCUCCGUCGACGACCAGCAAAUCAGAUGACAGUAGGAGCGACACCAGCGCUUUCGGUCUGCCGAUAGCCAGCGCCUGCAAUCUGGACGUUACAAUUGAAAGGAAUAGUUCUUGGAGUUUGGGCAAAUGGGGCGUCGUCCCAGUUCAGAUAAAAAGACUCAAUGACGUCACAGUGGAGCAUGUCAGGAAGAAAUGGAACAUGGAGAUUAAUAUAUUGAGAAAAUUCCGCCAUCCAAACAUAAUCCUCCUCAUGGGUGUGUACCCGGAUGUCCAGAACAAUGUGCACCUGAUAUGUGAGAGAUGCAUCGAUAGCUUGUAUGGAAUGCUGCAUAUGCAGGGUCGUAUUCUAAGCAUCCAAACAUCGAUCCAUUAUACCCUGGAUAUAACAAAUGCCCUGGUCUUUCUGAACAUGCAAGGCUACCUUCAUACAGCAUUGACUAGCAAAAGCAUUAUGAUAACGGCCCAAGAUAUAGCCAAGAUAGCCGACCUCCAGCCCUGUACGAGAUUGACGAAGAAGAAAAUAUAUGACAAAGGCUAUGAUACUUACAAAACUGAACCUCACUAUACUAACAUUAGCGAUAACCGGACGUCAUCAGAGAGCGAGCCGCUUCUGACUCAGAGAUCGGACACUGAUGUUGUGUCAAAGCCCUACGAUUAUUACUUAGAGAUGACGGACUACAACUGGCAGGCCCCGGAGCUGUUUGAACCUGAUGAGGGGAUGGUGCAUCCGUGUAACAAAAGCGAUGUCUAUUCCCUAUGUCUCAUACUGUGGGAGUGUUGUAACGCCUCAGUUCCCUGGAAGACACUAAAUUAUGCCAAGCUUAAAGAGUUGUAUACAUUAUGGAGGACGGGUCUCCAGCUGCCCAGGGAUGGUUCAUACCCUGGUUGUAUACUAGCAGUACUGGAAGCAGGGCUCAAGUUAGACCGGGAACACAGAAUCGACUUGGGGGAACUUCAAGUGGCACUGCAAAAGGCAAAGCAUGAUUUAGACGAAAUCGAAUACAUUAUAUUGCCGGAGAAAAUCGCCAAGAAGAAAUCUAGUUUCAGCACGCAACCUUGGGAUACAACCUCGCCCACCGACUCCGAUUAUCAAAGCCCAAAAAGUUUAGAGCAUACAGCGGUCGUGCACAAACACACGGACAGUUCGACGGGCAGCGAUAAUGAAGUUAAAUCCAGUCACAAUGAGACAUUGCGCAAAACGAACCUACUCACAUCGUAUACAACCGAAAAAUGUUUCGUAUCCGACGAGGAAGACAAUGUACACACGUACCAUUCACAAAUAAAAGAUUACUCAAGCGCCUGCUCGACGCCGAUAGCAAAGCUCCGAGCCAGGAUCAGAGACAUCGAAACGCCGGGGACACUCCACAGAAGCGAUUCCACGGAAUAUUGCAGCAUAGUGAGCCCUGACACGAGAUUGACGCAUUUCGGACUGAACGACGAUACAAAUAGGGACGAAAUUUCCGAACGAUCCACCGCCAAACUAAGCAGAAGCUUCACACCUAAAUCAUAUAAACCGUUGCACAUAAAAGUACCUGAAUACAAUUUGGAUUCAAUCAAAACUAUACUCAAAGAUCGCAAUGGGAACGAAAAGUCCUCUUACAAUUUUGAUAUAAAGAAUUACAGCUUACCGACAACACCCAUAGCUAGGAGUAAUAAGUUGAGGAAAAACGCCUGGCUGUCGGGGGAUGUGGAUGACAGACGGCAUGCGAGGAACGCCGGGGGUCAGGAGUUGAGCAAUAAUAACGAAGAGACCAACACGAAACAGUCGCCUGAAGACAGUAACUCUACGAAUAAUUCAUUAGACAAAGAAGAAAAAUGUGACGAGUUAUGUUCUUAUCAGUUGGUGAGAAAUGAAGUCGUGAAUUACAGAAAUGACAUCGCUAGGGAUAGCUUUACAGGACUGAAAAGAAUAUCGGAUCCUCCAGAAGACUUCAUACAGAACACUAAUCUGGAACGUGCGCGGUCUCUGAACUGUGUCCAAUCCAUCAAGUAUAAGAUCGAAGAAGACCUACUGGCCAAUGUCAACGUGAAGCCUCUCGUCGCCAUCCACGAGAAGUGGAUAUAUGAAGCCAACAAGAAGACCGGCAGAUCUCUAUCCAUGCCUGAAGACAACAAUAAGCGGAGAGUGUCAGCAGUGAAGCCCGCCUCCCACUGCACUGGGGCGCUACAGAAGUCCCUGUCACAGCACUGCAUCACCCACAGCCUGGGUUCGUACCAACCACCGAACGCUUCACCCACCAAGAGCGGCAACCAAUGGGAGCAGUAUCGCCAGAAGCGAGAUGUCAUCUCUAAAACUAUAAACUUCCAUCCAAUAGAUACCAAGACAUACAGGAAGGCCGCCGAGAAAGGAACAUUGACUGAAAAUAUUCCAAGCGAGCCCAAAGUCGACCGCGGCACGGACACGGCGAGCAUCGAAGACUACAUACGAGACCUCAUCAGGAAAGAGUUCCGACAGAUGAUGGACCAGGUAUCAUACGACGAGGUCAGAGAGGACAUGCUCGACAAGGGGGUCACCAACAUCGUGGAGUCGUUGAAGGGCGAGCCGGAAGUGACGGCGAAGAGGGAGUCGGUCAAGACGUACUCCACCAUCAAGAUAAACGGAAACAGCAAGCCGCUGCUGCAGAUUACCUUCAGCCGUUCCGGAGACAACCAGCUCCAGGUCCUAGACAGCUGUGUCAACGUCACCAUCUGUGACGCGGGCAGCGGACGAGACGAGCCCGCGCCCGGAGACCAACACCACAACUCCCUCAAGAGAUGCCAAGCGUUCAGCGCCCUACAGGUACAUGAAGCCCGCAGCACCGAAGACCUGUACAUUGACGACGAGAUGUCCACCAACGUGCAGGACUUCGGCAAGGUGAAGCUGAUCCCCUUACACGGCUCCAUACACGAGAUACUCUGCGACAAGGACGACUGCUGCCUCAUCAAGCUCAAGCAGGAGAACGGAUGCGACACCAUCUACUUCCGGUGCGACGACUCCAUCGACGCCGUAGACGGCCCGGCGCGGCACACCGACCUGGUGUUCAAACGGAGCAUCUCCAUAGAGGAGAGGAUCCACAGACUGCCGACGCGGCCCAGGGACAGAACGAGGCCCAAGUCGGAGAUACUCCUCAAGGCCAUCAACAACAACACGCGGCCCAGGAGCAACAGCAGUCCCUGUCUGUUCAAGGAGAGGAGGGACGACGUUGAGCUGAACAUAGAGAGCGUCGCGGCCUACAACGACUCCUCGUCCGACGAGUGUCUCAAGUGCAGCGAGGACGACUUCGAGACGCUCGAGAGGGAGAUAGAGGAGGACCUCGCCAAGCACCUGUCCUCGCUGACGAGCGGCGGCCUCGAGAAGAUAUCGGAGGAGAAUCUGUCGACCAUCGCCGACGACCUGUCCGACAAGCGCUGACCCCGCGCCGGCACGCGACUCCUCAGCAGGACAGCCGUGGCGAGCCGCUCAGUACAAAAUCAAUCAUUCGCCUCAUUGAUUUGUAUCGUCUAUAAACCCAAAGAUAUUGAUCGUCGUCACGUCGUUUGUAAGUUGUUUUGUUAGUUUAGUUUAAAGCUAUGUGAUCGUAGGUUAAGCGGCACUGUCAUUCCACUGUUGUGUUCCAGAGCAGUCUCUCUCACAGAUCGUUAUUUAUAUUUUUCGCUGUUAAUUGUUUCACCGCGUCUCCGCGAGCGCUCGGCCGACGCGUCCGUUUGAUAUUUAAUGUUUACAAGGAUUUCUACGAGCGUUUUAAAUGUUGUAUUGAUUUAGGAGAUUUUAAGCAUUACCGAGGUGCUGAUUUUAGACUUAGCUGUUGAAAAAUAAACUCGUUACUAAUUAAUAUAA
This is a messenger RNA of Danaus plexippus (monarch butterfly), 4903 nucleotides long. RefSeq lists its product as uncharacterized. The transcript is spliced from 14 exons. Gene Ontology annotation, biological process: protein phosphorylation. The coding region runs from base 359 to 4477 and encodes 1372 amino acids. Gene Ontology annotation, molecular function: protein kinase activity; ATP binding. The record is from RefSeq and is a predicted model, not a curated record. Lineage: Eukaryota; Metazoa; Arthropoda; Insecta; Lepidoptera; Nymphalidae.